Messenger RNA from Phodopus roborovskii (desert hamster), 3669 nucleotides. It is a transcript of the gene Slc1a4, whose product is annotated as solute carrier family 1 member 4. Gene Ontology annotation, cellular component: plasma membrane. The transcript has 8 exons. The coding region runs from base 51 to 1649 and encodes 532 amino acids. The record is from RefSeq and is a predicted model, not a curated record. Gene Ontology annotation, biological process: L-serine transport; L-glutamate transmembrane transport. Gene Ontology annotation, molecular function: symporter activity; L-aspartate transmembrane transporter activity; L-threonine transmembrane transporter activity. Lineage: Eukaryota; Metazoa; Chordata; Mammalia; Rodentia; Cricetidae.
UCCGAGUCCAAGUUCCUUGCGUGCUGCAGCUUGGAGCGGCCGGCAGAGACAUGGAGAAGAGCAGCGAGACCAACGGCUACCUCGACGGCACCCAGGCGGAGCCUGAGGCCGGGCCCCGCACGCCCGAAACGGCGGCUGGCAAAGCGCGGCGCUGCGCUGACUUUUUUCGGCGCCAGGCGCUGGUGCUGCUCACUGUGUCGGGGGUGUUAGUGGGAGCCGGUAUGGGCGCGGCGCUGCGCGGGCUGCAGCUCACCCGCACUCAAGUCACCUACCUGGCCUUCCCAGGCGAGAUGCUACUCCGCAUGCUGCGCAUGAUCAUCCUGCCGCUGGUGGUUUGCAGCCUGGUAUCGGGCGCCGCCUCCCUGGACGCCAGCUCCCUCGGGCGUCUGGGCGGCAUCGCUGUCGCUUACUUCGGCCUCACCACGCUGAGCGCCUCUGCGCUCGCGGUCGCUUUGGCGUUCAUCAUCAAGCCAGGGGCGGGCGCGCAGACCCUCCAGUCCAGCAGCCUGGGGUUGGAGGACUCGGGGUCUCCUCCGGUCUCCAAAGAGACGGUGGACUCUUUCCUCGACUUACUAAGAAACCUGUUUCCUUCCAAUCUUGUGGUUGCAACGUUCUCUACGUCUGCAACCAAUUACACAGUGGUGACUCAUAACACCAGCUUGGGGAAUGUGACCUACGAGAAGGUCCCCGUUGUCAUUAAUAUUGAGGGGAUGAACAUUUUAGGACUGGUCCUUUUCGCCCUGAUGUUGGGAGUGGCUCUAAAGAAGCUAGGCCCUGAGGGAGAAGGGCUCAUCCAGUUCUUCAAUUCUUUCAAUGAGGCAACGAUGGUGCUGGUGUCGUGGAUUAUGUGGUACGUUCCUAUAGGCAUCACCUUCCUGAUCGGAAGCAAGAUUGUAGAAAUGAAGGACAUCAUCACGCUUGUGACCAGCCUUGGAAAAUACAUCUUCGCCUCUAUUCUGGGCCAUGUCAUUCAUGGAGGAAUUGUUCUGCCUCUCAUCUAUUUUGCUUUUACACGAAAAAACCCAUUCAAAUUCCUCCUGGGCCUCCUCACACCAUUCGCAACGGCUUUUGCUACCUGUUCCAGCUCGGCAACACUUCCAUCUAUGAUGAAGUGCAUUGAAGAGAACAACGGCGUAGACAAGAGGAUCAGCAGGUUCAUCCUCCCCAUCGGGGCCACAGUGAACAUGGAUGGGGCAGCCAUCUUCCAGUGUGUGGCCGCAGUGUUCAUCGCUCAGCUCAACAGUGUGGACCUGAAUGCAGGACAGAUUUUCACCAUUCUAGUGACUGCCACAGCAUCCAGUGUUGGAGCAGCAGGUGUGCCAGCUGGAGGGGUCCUCACCAUUGCCAUUAUCCUAGAGGCCAUUGGAUUGUCCACGGAUUAUCUCUCUCUGAUCCUGGCUGUGGACUGGAUUGUGGACCGGACUACCACUGUGGUGAAUGUCGAAGGGGAUGCCCUGGGAGCCGGAAUCCUCAACCAUCUGAAUCAGAAGGUGAUGAAGAAAGGCGAGCAGGAGCUGCAAGAGGUGAAGGUGGAAGUCAUCCCCAAUUGCAAGUGUGAGGAGGAGACAUCGCCUCUGGUGACACACCAGAAUCCGGCAGGCUCUGCGGCCAUUGCCCCAGAACUAGAAUCCAAGGAGUCGGUGCUGUGAUGGGGCUGGGUCUUGGGCCAGCCUGCUAGUUACCAGCAACCCACGCCGGUAGCCUGCCGUAUCAUUUAGACAUGGGCAUGGCCCUCACAGACUUCUCCCAAGCAAAGCUUUGGCCCAGUCACCGAUUUGAGGUGAUCCCUGAGCACAGCCAUUGGGCUCCCGGGCCAGGACUGAUGACUGAGGACUAGAACACUCUGACGUUUGUCUUCAUCCAUGUCUCAACGGAGCUAUAGAUACAUCCUUACUCUAUUUGGAAACCCCCUUGAGCUGCCAGGCCUGGUGGGAGGGCUCCAGGUUCUUGGAGGCCUGGGGGUAAAGGUCAGGGGAAUGCAGGCGUAUUCUCCAUUGUCCCCAACUAACUCUGCGUCUGGUGCUUUCUGGGUCAACUGGAGCGGUUUAUAAUUGUUAUUCACACUGUCUCACCAACAGUAGACAUUGAAGAAGUUCCCAGAUUCUUAGACUGGGCUGGAAUCUGAUAAGCCAGCACUCAAGUUAAACAACUGUACUCCACCUGUCUGGGUGGCUUCCAAGGGACUGUAGGAUUUACUCCAAGUGGUGGUGAGCACAGCUUGAGUAUGCCCUUUCAACUCUGAGGUCAGGGGAAUGACGGACGAGGGAGCACCCUAAUUAGGACAAGAUGGGAUUGUUCUCAUUAAAGACCCAAGGCACUUCUCUGCCUCCUUCUGAGGCUGGGGCCUCAGCCAGCACUUCCUGUCUAUUUCCAUUCUGAUUUGGCACAGGCCGUAGGCAUAGGCCCUCUUUCUCUGAGAGGGGCAAUGUGGUCCCUGCAUUGCUGACCCAUAUUGUCUGCUCAGUGUGUUACUAAAGCUUAAUUAGGUCCUCCCUAACGCGCUGCAGAGCAGCAAAAUCAUAUACUCCCCCAAUAAACCUGUGCACUAACCGGGUGCAGGGAGCUCUGUGCAGGCCGGGUUUCACAGUGUGUGACCUGUGGGUAAGUCCUAGGUCUGAUGUUACCUGCCUCUUACCUGCUUCGUUGCAAUCUGGUGGGGCAAACUGUAAAUCUGUGGAAAAUUACCAUUUUGCUUCUUGGAAGCCAAGUUCGAACAUCUGUAAGCGUCCAGUUUAUGCAGGAGACAGCUUUCUCCGUGGAGGCUGCCUGCUGGUAUGAGCAGCUGCCCCGAACAGGACAGAGCUUGUAUUCUGAAGAGUCAGAAUGACAUUCCAUGCAGUCUCUUCCCUGGUGUGCGACCCACCUAUAAUAGGCGACUAAGCCCCUGAGUCUCUGGCCCUACCUGUCCGCUUGCUUUCCUGGUGUUGUUUAUGUCACUGGGUCCGGCACACUUGGGACAGAGGCCAUGUUAAAAUGAGGCCUGUGCUGAGGGGCUAGGGAAGAUCCAUGAGGAACAGAGCCCAAAGUGUGAAGGCCCAGCUCUUUAAACCACUCCACUCUGUUACAGGGCCAAGGGCAACCAUGUACCGAGUAGAGAGUGGCCAGACCUUGUUGCCAACACUGUUUUUAAUGGGACAUCAAUCCCACUGGUUGAUUACGAAUGAGCAUUUGGUAUUUUUUAAGUUUCAGUGAAUCUUUUCCUCGAGUAUUUACAUAUAUUUUAUGUACAGGGUGUGUGUAUGUGUGUUGUGUGGUUUUUUAACUCCAAGCAAGUUUGAGUUUGGGUAAGGGGAAACUAAACUACAUAUUAUGACUUUGAUAUCCCAAUGUUCCUGUUUCUAAAGAAUCUUAUUAAGUGGUGAUUGGGGCUGGACAGUGAACUGGCUGGACACUGGGGUUCCAACCUGACUUACGGUGAAGAAUGCUACUGUGGUCUGGAGGAAGGGGUUUCUUUGUGACGGACAUGCACCUUCCUCUUGAAGGCCACAAGAGGAGGCAGUGCCUCCCUGAGUUUGGCUCCCGGAGGAGUUGAAGGAAUUGUGUAAUGAGAAAGGAUUCCACUACAACUGUCUGAAAUGUCUCCUUGCUAUCUUUCUAACAUGUUCAUCUCUUGAUGUUUUGUGUAUGUGUGACACUUGCCUUAAAAUAUAGCACAGCCAUCAGAAAUGA